Messenger RNA from Helobdella robusta, 1660 nucleotides. RefSeq lists its product as hypothetical. The transcript has 6 exons. Gene Ontology annotation, cellular component: cytoplasm; nucleus. Gene Ontology annotation, molecular function: mRNA 3'-UTR binding. Gene Ontology annotation, biological process: post-transcriptional regulation of gene expression. NCBI's taxonomy places the organism in Eukaryota, Metazoa, Annelida, Clitellata, Rhynchobdellida, Glossiphoniidae. Bases 1 to 1293 code for a protein of 430 amino acids. The record is from RefSeq and is a predicted model, not a curated record.
AUGUUUCUACCAUUGAACAGUUUCUCACAACCUCCGCCCAACACUCAACAGUUCAACGCCACUCAGUCACAAGCAAGCGGUAGACUUGCACAGCCUCAUCAACACCAACAACCACAACAACCUCAACAACAACAACAGCAGCAGCAACAAAAUUCUAAAACGUUGAAUGGAAAUAUAACUAACAAAGAACAAAAUGCCUCUGGUAGAAGCCAGUUGCUGGAAGAUUUUCGCAACAACUUAGCAGUAAAUUUGCAAUUGAAGGAUCUUGUUGGUCAUCUUGUUGAGUUCUCCCAAGAUCAACAUGGGUCCAGAUUCAUACAGCAGAAGCUUGAGAGAGCAACGGCGCAGGAGAAACAGAUGGUGUACAAUGAAAUUUUGCCAGCGUCCUACAAUCUCAUGACUGACGUCUUUGGCAACUACGUCAUUCAAAAGUUUUUUGAGUUUGGAACACCAGAGCAGAAAUUAGGUCUGGCGCAAAGGAUCAAGGGUCAUGUUUUGCCCCUGGCAUUGCAGAUGUAUGGUUGUCGGAUAGUUCAGAAAGCUUUGGAAUCUGUCCCGGCUAGCAUGCAGGUUGAAAUAGCUAAAGAGUUGGAUGGGCUGGUGCAGAAGUGUGUAAAGGAUCAGAAUGGCAAUCACGUGGUUCAGAAAUGUAUCGAAUGUGUCGAGACCAGUCAAAUUCAGUUCAUCAUCGAUGCUUUCAAAGGGCAGGUGAUGUCAUUAUCAGCUCAUCCCUACGGCUGUCGCAUUAUCCAGCGUAUCUUGGAGCAUUGUUCUGCCGAACAGAAGGUGCCAAUCAUGGAAGAGUUGCACCAGAAUUGUGAUUUCCUCAUCUCUGAUCAGUAUGGUAACUACGUCAUCCAGCACGUCCUGGAGCAAGGCAAACCAGAGGACAAGGCAAAGAUUGUGGCCAAAGUGAAAACUAAAGUCCUUCAACUCAGUCAACACAAAUUUGCAAGUAAUGUGAUGGAGAAGUGUGUGGCCUUUGCCUCACUACCUGACCGUACACAACUCAUUGAUGAAGUCUGCAAUGCACCUGAUGGACAAAACUGUCCUCUGUACAUAAUGAUGAAAGAUCAGUUUGCAAAUUACGUGGUCCAGAGGAUGAUCGACGUUGCCGACGCCAAGCAACGCAAACAACUCAUCUCCAAGCUGAGACCUCACGUCGCCAUACUACGCAAAUUCACUUAUGGAAAGCACAUCAUAUCCAAGCUUGAGAAGCACUAUGGCAAGUCGAGUAAUGAGAUCCCUCCGAUUGGAGCUGGAGCACCUGUUUCCGCCAAUGCCGGUUGUUGACCCGUUUGUCUUUUUAUAUUUCUGUCUGUUGAUUCAUCGUUGCUGGUGGUGCUGCUGCUGGUGUAUCGAUGAAGGGUCGUCUGUCUGUCUGUCUGUCUGUCUGUCUGUCUGUCUGUCUGGUGCUCAUUCAAAAACUCCAUUGCGUCGUGUCAUGAUGUGUGAUGCUGCAUGUUGACGUUUUUAUGCCACGUAUCCGGGCGCGUGCGUGCAAAAUAAAAAGGAACAUUUUUAAUGCUUAUAUAUUUUACAAGUUUGCGAACAUUCACUGGAAGGAAGGUUUCAAAGUUGGCGUGAGAUUAUAGCAUUUGCUUGGUUUCCUGCGGUAGGCUAUCAGGCUGUCGGUGUCUUGUAACGCUGUCGCAAAGUU